This is a messenger RNA of Aaosphaeria arxii CBS 175.79, 960 nucleotides long. Its product is annotated as DUF410-domain-containing protein. Gene Ontology annotation, molecular function: protein binding. Lineage: Eukaryota; Fungi; Ascomycota; Dothideomycetes; Pleosporales. Gene Ontology annotation, biological process: protein insertion into ER membrane. The record is from RefSeq and is a predicted model, not a curated record. Gene Ontology annotation, cellular component: TRC complex; cytosol. The transcript is spliced from 2 exons. Bases 1 to 960 code for a protein of 319 amino acids.
AUGCUGACUUGUUUUGCUUUUUGUAGGAUCGCUGAAGGCCAAUUCUACGAGGCGCAUCAGCAACUACGCGUCAUCGCAUCGCGAUACGUGAAACAAUCGAAUUGGCCCGCCGCCACCGACAUCCUCUUCCAGGGCGCACAAUCUCUUCUGAAGGCCGGACAAGGUGGUUCUGGAGGCGAUCUAUGCAUAUUUCUUUUGGAUGUCUUCCACAAGGGCGAAAUCAAGCCAGAUGCUGCGAGCAAGGGUAAAUUGCUGAGCCUUUUGCGCGCAUUCCCGAAGAACGAGCCAACCCGCAAGAAGUUCGUGAACGAAACGAUCGCCUGGAGCUCGAAGCUUGGAGAGUACCCUGCUGGCGAUCCGGAAAUACAUCAUGUGGCUGGAUCCCUAUACGCCGAAGAUCUCGAACCCUACGAUGCAGAGCGACAUCUGAUCCUUGGAACCAAAGAUUCGCCCGAAACACUUGCACAGCUCGAAUACUCCUGGUAUGAGGCAGAUGAAUCACAUACCGCACCUCUCUAUGCCGCAAGAGGCGUCCUUCCCUACCUAAUCAUCGGGAAUUUACGCGCGGCCAACAAAUUCUUUCUCUUGUUCACGUCACGGCUGGCACAAAAGGCCAAUCUCAGUGUGCAAGAAGUCUCGACAUCAUCCUCGGAUUUAAGAGUCUAUCCCAGCCUGCCGCUGCUCAACUUCCUUGGUCUGAUAUUGCUCGCGGUAGAACGAGGGGAGGCAAGUCUUUUCAGACAGUUGAAAAGUCGCUACGCAUCCCAUCUCAAGGAACUCAACUGGGACGAAGCAUUGGACCAACUAGGCGAGAUGUACUUUGGCGUCAAAGUGCCAAGACAGGGCAACCCUAUGAUGGAUAUGCUUGGUAAUAUGUUUAUGGGAGGAGGUUUAGGUGGAGGCAGCGGCAAGAAGGGUGGCAAGCCUCUUACACCAGCACCAGCUCCUGGACUUGAUUGA